ACCCUGACUUGACUCCAUUUGGAACAAGUAAUUUCUUUGGUGGUUUCCACGAUGUCGACUGGGCAACGAAGACUGAUGUUCUAUAGUUGCCAUGGUCGGUAUUAAACAGGCAAGUGAGUGUCCCGGUCAUGUCAGGAGAACAAACACUACCGGAAUAGUGUCACGUCGUCCGUCGGUGAGGUCGCAUCAGCACAUGGAUCCCUCCUCAUAUCUGUUGCUGACCUUCAAAAGCGGCUUUCAGAUAUCAAACUGCAAUCUCAGAAGCACAUGAGCCUUAGACAUGUCCUCCUGAAACUUGAUAGAAGCAUCCUUUCAGGCAGAUAUAAGGUGUGCUUGGAGGAAUGACAACGGAUCUUUCGUGGUGCGACCUUUUCAUCUUUCGCGAGGCAGACAGAAUGUUGCUCACUCACCCUCUUGCGCUCCUUUCUUUGUUAUUAGUGGUGCACGCGUCGUCUCCCCUCGUUUCCCCUUCGGUUCGCCAUGAGUUCCGUCGCAACCUUCCUUCUGGGUGGACGCCCGUUCGUCGUGCUCCCUCUACCUCUGUACUUCCAUUACGCAUUGGUCUGGUGCAACCAAACUUGGACCAGAUAGAGACUCUGCUUCUUGAUGUUUCUCAUCCUGAAUCUCCCAAUUAUGGGCAGCACUGGUCGCCUGAGAAGGUCGCGUCAACUUUCCGUCCUUCAAAGCACUCCGUCGAUACGGUACGACAAUGGCUCUAUUCGGAAGGCAUCGCUGUGUCCAGAGUAAAACUCAACGGCAACGGUGGCUGGAUUGAGGCAAAUGUCACUGUCCAUGAAGCCGAAUCACUGUUGAUGACGGAAUACCAUGUUUACGAACAUGCUGACACGGGCACCAGGCAUAUCGCGUGUGGCCAGGGUUACCAUCUACCGGAGCACAUCUCAAAGCACGUUGACCUCGUCACGCCUACCAUUCACUUUGAUAUUAAACUGAAACGAGAACCUAUUGGUUCUGAGAAACGUGACCAUGGCGCUAAGCCAGGUGUUGGCAAGAGCAUCGGACAACCUGGCUCUGGUGUGGUUAUUCCCAAAACCACAGGAUUCAUCAAGCAUAUCCUUGAUGAACUCUCGCAAUGCGACCAGUUUAUUACACCCAACUGUCUUCGCGCCUUAUACAACUUCAUUUACGUGCCACUUGCAGCCAACAAAAACAGCUACGGGAUAGUGGAAUACACGCCUCAGGCUUACGUUCCAGAGGAUCUCGAUCUCUUUUUCACGAACUUCUCCAAGAGUCAAGUGGGUCAGAGACCUGAUCUCGUUGGUAUUGACGGAGGUUUCGUCCAGUCGUCUCAGAUCGGUUUCGGCUUUAACGGUGAAUCGAAUUUGGACCUACAGUUUGGUAUGGCUCUUGUUGGCAAGAAGCAGAAGAUUACACUCUACCAAGUCGGAGACGAUGUCGAAGGUGCAUCAUUCAACAACUUCCUCGACGCGUUGGAUGCUUCGUUUUGCACGUUCGAAGGCGGUAAUGAUAUUAGCCAGGAUGGUAUAUACCCUGAUCCUUUCGGAGGGUACCAAGGACCAGAAGAUUGUGGCAAGGUUAAGAAACCUGCUAACGUCAUCUCCACUUCGUAUGGUUACAACGAAGCUGACUUAACUCCUGCUUACACUGCCCGCCAAUGUGCCGAGUAUGCGAAGCUCGGUCUCAUGGGUGUCACAGUUCUAUACUCGUCUGGUGAUUUUGGUGUCGCUGGAAAUGGCAAUCUGUGCUUGAACCCGGAUGGAAGCCAGACAGGAGAUGGAAAACUGUUCAAUCCUUCGUUCCCCGGAGGAUGCCCUUUUAUCACCAGCGUCGGUGCUACUCAACUCAACCCAGGUGCCAAUGUGACGGAUCCUGAGGUCGCUUGUGAACAAGUGAUCUUUUCUGGUGGAGGAUUCAGCAACUACUUCCCUAUCCCGGAUUACCAGAAAGAGGCUGUCGACUCGUAUUUGACCAACUCUCCGCCUCCCUAUCCGAAGGACAUCUGGAACUCCACCGGCGCCUCUCGUGCAUUCCCAGAUAUCUCUGCCAAUGGCGCUAACUAUGUUAUUGCUGUGAACGGCGAGUUUAGUCUAGUAUUCGGCACCUCCGCUUCUUCGCCUGUGGUUGGAGCUAUUCUCACCGCUGUUAAUGACGCUCGACUGGCUAUCGGAAAGACACCAAUUGGAUUCAUCAACCCGACCGUGAGUCCCAUCCGUUAUAUACCUUUUAGUGCUCCUCCUGAGACUUUCGCUACAGAUAUAUUCCGCUGGCUUCCGAGAUGCGUUCAAUGAUAUUACAAGUGGUACGAACCCUGGUUGUCGAACUUUUGGAUUUAACGCUACGGAAGGCUGGGAUCCUGUCACUGGUCUUGGAACGCCAAAUUUCCCUAAAUUAUUGGCGAGGUGGAUAUUGCUUCCGUGACCAAGAUGUAAUUUAUCGCUUAUCCGUAUUGUUACGCCGCGUUCUUUACUAUGUCGAACGAGGACGAUAAACUUCUGGACAGUGAAGAGAGCUUCCCUUACGUCGUUCAAUAGAAAUGCUAGUGGCUGAAACAACUGUCAGCGGGUUUCAGUUUAGAAUUAGUAAAGCAAACGUCGAACCUGCCAUGUUCUACAGUCAAAUACUAACUUCAGUCUCGUCACUAUCGGGAGAAGAAACAACCCUAUUGCGA
Molecule: messenger RNA, 2647 nt
Organism: Somion occarium
Lineage: Eukaryota; Fungi; Basidiomycota; Agaricomycetes; Polyporales; Cerrenaceae
Source: the annotation of a GenBank genome assembly